AUGAGCAGUGCAUCGCCAGAAGUGGGUCCUUCCCAGGACAUUUUCACUUCCAAAAGUGUGUCUGAAGACCAGGGAUCGCACAACUCGAACGUGAUGAACGCUCCAGAGCCUAAGGCGAACAGAGUGGAUUCUCACGACGAAAUCGACGAACUGAAAAAGGACGCCGAAGAACAGCUGGCCAACAAAGGCAAAGGUGACUUUGCCUUUGUUUCCAUCUGCUGCAUCAUGGUUGCCUUUGGUGGUUUCGUUUUCGGCUGGGAUACCGGUACCAUUUCCGGUUUCGUCCAGCAAAAGGACUUCAUCCGCAGAUUUGGCCAGAAGAAAAGCAAUGGUGAUCACUACUUGUCCAACGUUAGAACCGGUUUGAUCGUUUCUAUCUUCAACAUUGGUUGUGCCAUUGGUGGUAUCGCCUUGGGUAAGCUUGGUGAGGUGUACGGGCGUCGUCUUGGUCUAUCGGCUGUGGUCGUUAUCUACGCUGUAGGUAUCAUCAUCCAGAUCGCUUCCAUCGACAAAUGGUACCAGUACUUCAUUGGUAGAAUCAUCUCCGGUCUCGGUGUUGGUGCCAUCACCAUCUUGUCGCCCAUGUUGAUUUCCGAGGUUGCUCCUAAGCAUUUGAGAGGUACCCUGGUGUCGUGCUACCAGUUUAUGGUCACGGGUGGUAUCUUCUUGGGUUACUGCACCAACUUUGGUACUAAAAACUACUCCAACUCUGUCCAAUGGAGAGUCCCUCUAGGUCUAUGUUUCGCCUGGGCUCUAUUCAUGAUUGGUGGUAUGUCUUUUGUUCCAGAAUCUCCUCGUUACUUGGUGGAAUACGGUAGACUCGAAGAAGCCAGACGCUCUUUGGCUCGUGUUAACAAGGCCCAGAUGGAAGACGCUGUUGUCACUCUUGAAUUGGAACAAAUCGAAGCCAGUGUUGAAGCCGAAAAAAUGGCCGGUGAAGCUCACUGGAUGGAAUUGAUCACCGGUAAGCCUCAAAUGUUGAAACGUACUCUCAACGGUAUCGUCAUCAUGUCUCUACAACAAUUGACUGGUGACAACUACUUCUUUUACUACGGUACUACUAUUUUCCAAGCUGUUGGUAUGACUGACUCGUUUGAAACUGCUAUUGUCUUUGGUGUUGUCAACUUCUUCUGUACCUCUCUAUCGUUGUACACUGUUGACAGAUUCGGUCGUCGUAACUGUUUGAUUUACGGUGCUAUUGGUAUGGUGGCAUGUUACGUUGUCUACGCUUCUGUCGGUGUUACAAGGUUAUACCCUGACGGUGCCAACAACAAGAGUGUCACUUCCAAGGGUGCUGGUAACUGUUUGAUUGUCUUCGCGUGUUUCUACAUUUUCUGUUUCGCCACCACCUGGGCUCCAAUUGCCUACGUCUUGAUCUCCGAAACAUACCCAUUGAGAGUCAAGGGUAAGGCCAUGUCUAUUGCCUCCGCCUCUAACUGGAUCUGGGGAUUUUUGAUCUCUUUCUUCACUCCAUUCAUCACCACUGCCAUCAACUUCUACUAUGGUUACGUUUUCAUGGGAUGUAUGUUGUUCUCGGUUUUCUAUGUGUUCUUCUUCAUUCCUGAGACCAAGGGUUUGACUCUAGAAGAAGUUAACGAAAUGUACCAAGAAGGUGUUUUGCCAUGGAGAUCCGCCAACUGGGUUCCUGCCUCUAGAAGAGGUGCUGACUACCAUGCUGAGGAUUUGCAAAACGAUGACAUGAACUUGCCAUGGUACAAGAGAUACUUCUAA
Messenger RNA from Lachancea lanzarotensis, 1731 nucleotides. Its product is annotated as LALA0S05e03202g1_1. The transcript has a single exon. NCBI's taxonomy places the organism in Eukaryota, Fungi, Ascomycota, Saccharomycetes, Saccharomycetales, Saccharomycetaceae. The record is from RefSeq and is a predicted model, not a curated record. Gene Ontology annotation, molecular function: carbohydrate:proton symporter activity. Gene Ontology annotation, cellular component: plasma membrane. Gene Ontology annotation, biological process: transmembrane transport; carbohydrate transport. The coding region runs from base 1 to 1731 and encodes 576 amino acids.